CCAAAAGUAGCUGUGUUCAUGCUGAUUAAGAACAAGCGGAUUCAAAUAAUCAAUUAAUCAGAUUUUUAUAACUCGCAUUAUAUUUUUUUCAAGCAGGGCAGGUUUUUAAGUAAGCGGUUAAGUAGGCUCUGCGAAUGAGUCUCAGUUGUUAACUGGACCUUCCCGGCUGCCGUACUAUAACACGAUUUGUUUAUCACAAUAACAAGGUGUUCAUGCUAAGUGGUUUGGAGUGAGAAACAUGUCUGAAUAUUCACAUGUAAAAUCAACUAAGCUUGUUCUGAAGGGUCAAAAUAAAGGAAAAAAGAAGAAGCACAAGGAUAAAAAGAGAAAAUCUGCAAAUGACGAAGAUAAGCAAGAUAUUGUUGGUGGUUGGUGGUGUGUCAGUAGUUUCGGAGACGUUGCAGGAACGGUUGCCAUAGAGAUGCAGAAUAACUCAUACAUUCAUGCCCUGGAUACUGGGCUCUUCACGCUUGGCGCACCACACGGAGAUGACGAGGGCCCGGACCCACCAGAGCAGCUUACUGCCAUUAAACUGUCAGACACACGGAUUGCGUUUAAAUCUGGAUAUGGAAAGUACCUGGGCAUCAACUCUGAUGGUUUGGUGAUGGGGCGCUCCGACGCCAUUGGCUCAAGAGAACAGUGGGAGCCCGUCUUCCAGGACGGUAAAAUGGCUCUGCUGGCUGCAAAUGGCUGUUUCAUCUCCUACAGUGAUGAUGGAGACAUCGUGGCCAACAGCAAGACAGCGGGGGACGCCGAGAUGCUGAAGAUCCGGACCAGUACAGAACGGGAAGUCAAGCACAAAGAUGAGCUUGCGGAUGAGGACAGAGGGAACGUGAAAUCCUGUGAGGUCAAUUAUGUGAAGAAAUUUCAGAGUUUCCAGGACAGACGGCUAAGGGUUAACGAAGACGACGCAUCGACGCUAAAGAAGGCCAGGGUGGACGGGAAGUUUCAUGAAGCUCUGCUGGACAGGAGAAGCAAAAUGAAAGCAGACAGAUACUGCAAAUGAAGACGGAGAGGAUUUCUACCGUGUCCUUUUUAAAGUCCUGCCUGUUGUCCAGGUGUGGUCAUGUGAUGUGGCUGUUUUGUUUUUUGUUUGGUUGUUUUUAUAUUUUAAAAAUAAACCUUUUACUGGUUUAAAAUGACUUGAUUGCUUGGACUACCACAUGCCCACAUUUCAUGAUGAGCUAUGACUUUCAGGUGACCCAUUUGGCCUUUUAGUGUAAAUAAUUAACCGGUGUGUGUCCACGUCACCCUGCAGUAACUAGAAUAACAGUACAGAGAUCACAGUGUGAGAUUUAUCACAAAAUCAAUCAGUUUGGCUUUAAGCUAUGUGCUGCAUCGAUUAUUUUUAUGAUGAACUAUGUCACGUAAAACGGCGCAGUAAGAGGAGGGGAAACACAGCAGCACAAAGAAGUUUAUCUCAGAGCUGGGAUUUAUUAUUUGGAAUACACAAAGUCAUUGGUGCAACAAAUUAACUGUAGCACAUGGAAGCUGUACAUAAUGUAAUAAGAGGCAUAAUCCUAAUUAGAAUUAGAAAGCAGCAAAAAUGUGUUUUACUGUAGGAAAUCCUAAACGUUUGAAGAGCUGACUGUCUGCAGACGCUCAGGAAGCCUGGAGCAAACCAUCAGAGGAGAAUUUAAUGUUUCAUAUUCUGUUUCAUAUAUUGAGCUUGUAAAUACUGUGUUUAUCUGGACUGGUUUACCCAAAGGCCCUGGAUUAUUUCUACAUGCAUAAAGAAGUCGGAGAGGUUUUAGUUCCAAACUGUUUAUUGCUUCAUAGAUGAAGUAGGAGAGUUAGGAGUACCCUGAGUAAGUCAGGAGUGUGUGCAGAUGCAACAGAAGUAUUCACACCUCUGCAAUCUACUAGUGAUUUUCAUGUCUUGACAUGGAAUUUCAGUCGGAACUUUGACUAGACCAUUGCAACACAUCAACAGAGUUACCUGAGGCCCACUUUAGGUUUUAUAAACAUUUUGAACAUGUCUUAUUGUUCAUCCACACCUAGUGUUGGUCAUAUAAAAGUAAAAUAGAAGUUUGUGGUUGUAAGGUCACAGUCUGAGCUCCGUGAAACCUGUUCUAAUAAACCGGCAUCAUCAGGGAAGAUGAAAGUCCUUGGAUGGGAAAACCUGGUCAUUCAUUACAUUCUGAUGUCCUCUUUGUCUCAAAGCUUUUCUCACUCUGCACCAGAAUGAGUCCACAACUUGUCAGAUCACAGAACUUUUCAUAUUCCUUCUGAAUCCAUUAUUCAUUUUCUUUGCAAAUUGUACUCAUUUCAAAGUUAUCUAUCUUUUUUAAUAAAGCUAAAGCCUUAUUCACACGA
Xiphophorus couchianus (Monterrey platyfish) is the source of this 2316-nucleotide messenger RNA. RefSeq names its product FSHD region gene 1 (gene frg1). Gene Ontology annotation, molecular function: actin filament binding. Gene Ontology annotation, cellular component: nucleolus; striated muscle dense body; catalytic step 2 spliceosome. Bases 239 to 1006 code for a protein of 255 amino acids. The record is from RefSeq and is a predicted model, not a curated record. The transcript has 9 exons. NCBI's taxonomy places the organism in Eukaryota, Metazoa, Chordata, Actinopteri, Cyprinodontiformes, Poeciliidae.